AUGGAGAAGGGCAAUGCAGGGGCAGCGAGCAGCGUGGCAAAGAAAGCUGCGAAGAGAGCAGCAGAGGGGGAGGACAGUGAGGAGGAUGAGGGGGAGGACAGUGAGGAGGAUGAGGGGGAGGACAGUGAGGAGGAUGAGGGGGAGGACAGUGAGGAGGAUGAGGGGGAGGGGGAGAAGGAUGAGGAGGGAGAGGAGGGUGCGGAGGAUGGGGAUGGGGAUGGGGAUGGGGAUGGGGGCGAGUCUGGGGAGGAGGAUGAGGAGGAGGAAGCAGAUGGUAGCAAGGAAGCAGAUGGUAGCAAGGAAGCAGAUGGUAGCAAGGAUGCAGAUGGUAGCAAGGAUGCAGAUGGUAGCAAGGAUGCAGAUGGUAGCAAGGAUGCAGAUGGUAGCAAGGAUGCAGAUGGUAGCAAGGAUGCAGAUGGUAGCAAGGAUGCAGAUGGUAGCAAGGAUGCAGAUGGUAGCAAGGAUGCAGAUGGUAGCAAGGAUGCAGAUGGUAGCAAGGAUGCAGAUGGUAGCAAGGAUGCAGAUGGUAGCAAGGAUGCAGAUGGUAGCAAGGAUGUAGAGAAAGCUGAUGGAACAGUGGAUGGUGCCGAUACUAAGAAAGAUGACAACACGUGA
This is a messenger RNA of Closterium sp. Yama58-4, 615 nucleotides long. The record is from the annotation of a GenBank genome assembly. Lineage: Eukaryota; Viridiplantae; Streptophyta; Zygnematophyceae; Desmidiales; Closteriaceae.